CCACUAAUACGCAGCAUUCGGCAGAGUCCCGGUCGCAGCACGCGCAUUCCUUUCCGUUCAAGUGAUCACUCUAGCUAGCACACUAGAGAGAGAGAGAGGGUAGCACAGCUUUGACAGGAUGCAGACGGCGAAGGUGAAGGCGAAGGACAUGGCGAGCGAGGCGAAGGAGAAGGCGAAGGAGGCGACAGCCAAGAUGCAGGGCAAGACGGGCGAGGCGACGGCGGCCACGCACGGCGAGAAGGAGAUGGCCAAGGAGGCGGCCCGCGCCAAGAAGGACCAGGCCAGCGCCGACAAGCACCAGGAGAAGGCCGAGCACCGCGUGGACGCCGCCGCCACGACUGGCCGCCACGGCGCCGGCGCCGGCGCGGCCGUCGACCGCGCGUACCCGUCCGCCGGCACCACGUACCCGGCGUCGGGCAAGUACAUCUAGGUGACUGCGUCAGAUGAGGCCGGCCGGGAUCGUCGUGUGGUCGCACUUGCGUUUUUGUGUAGCGACCGAGAGAUCGAUCGGCUGGCUGUACCGGUAGCGACUGGUAGAAGCUGGUGUAUGUGUGCACGUGCACGCAAGUCGUCGUAGAAUAAAAAUGGCCUAGCUGUUGUCAAGUUGAACCUUGGUUAGUUGUUUAAUUUCAAAAUGGUCUAGCUGUUGUCAAGUUGAACCUAGUGGUUAUUAGUAGUUUAAUUUCAAAAUGUAAUCGUCGUUGUUCCUUCCAUAUCUGUGUGGUACUGCUGUUUCAAUCUCC
This is a messenger RNA of Sorghum bicolor (sorghum), 743 nucleotides long. RefSeq lists its product as uncharacterized. Gene Ontology annotation, biological process: embryo development ending in seed dormancy. The record is from RefSeq and is a predicted model, not a curated record. NCBI's taxonomy places the organism in Eukaryota, Viridiplantae, Streptophyta, Magnoliopsida, Poales, Poaceae. The coding region runs from base 119 to 430 and encodes 103 amino acids. The transcript has a single exon.